AUGGCUUCCGGCUACGAUCGUGCGCUUUCAGGUAAUCCGUCCGCUUCCUUCCCCCCUGCUUCAACUGACCGAUACAGUCCGGACGGCCACGUGUUUCAGGUCGAAUAUGCUCUGGAGGCAGUCAAGCGAGGAACAUGCGCAGUGGGCGUCAAGGGCAAGGACAUUGUGGUGCUGGGAUGCGAGAAGAGAUCAGCGAUGAAGCUUCAAGAUACCAGAAUCACGCCUUCGAAGAUCGGCCUCGUCGAUACCCACGUCUGUCUGGCUUUCGCCGGUCUCAAUGCCGACGCCCGGAUAUUGAUCGACAAGGCACGACUAGAGGCUCAAUCCCACAGACUGACGGUCGAGGAUCCCGUCACGAUCGAGUACAUCACAAAGUACGUGGCGGGCGUGCAGCAAAGAUACACCCAGAGCGGCGGUGUUAGACCUUUCGGGAUCAGCACGUUGAUCAUCGGCUUCGACAAGGGUAGCAAAGAACCCAAACUGUACCAGACCGAGCCUUCUGGCAUUUACUCUGCUUGGAAAGCAAAUGCCAUCGGACGAUCGAGCAAGACGGUACGAGAGUUCCUCGAACGAAAUCACAAGGACGACAUGGACCGGGAAGCUACCAUUUCGUUGACGGUCAAGUCUCUACUUGAAGUUGUCCAGACCGGCGCAAAGAACAUCGAAAUUGCCAUCAUGGCUCCUGGAAAGACCAUUGAGAUGUUGCCCUCGGAGCAGAUUGAACAAUACGUCAAGACGAUCGAGGCUGAAAAGCAGGAAGAGCAGGCAAAGAAGAAGCCAGGAGGAAGAGCGGCAGCUUCAGGUCCUGGCACUUCGACUCUACCUACAAGGCCCGUCGGCGAGGGCGAAGGCUCAGGGGACACCUGA
Molecule: messenger RNA, 867 nt
Organism: Exophiala spinifera
Lineage: Eukaryota; Fungi; Ascomycota; Eurotiomycetes; Chaetothyriales; Herpotrichiellaceae
Product: proteasome subunit alpha type-4
Exons: 3
Coding region: 1-867 (288 amino acids)
Biological process (GO): ubiquitin-dependent protein catabolic process
Cellular component (GO): proteasome core complex; nucleus; proteasome core complex, alpha-subunit complex
Source: RefSeq, a predicted model, not a curated record